AGGGUUUUAUAGACGAUAAGAUUGUUCCUUUGUAUCCUUCGGAAGCCGAAAGGAGAGUUUCGCUUGGUUCCCAGCAGAGAAGGAGAGUAGUUCGCUGUUAAGCACUUUAAAACUGGCCAUUAUUAUUUGGCUGAAUUUCGGUAUCUGAAUUUCGAAAGGUUCAUUGCUUUCAUUGUUUUUGCACCUAUUGAGCAUCAUCAUCGAGCUGAUAGUCAUUCGAAAUUCUCUCUUGCUUGUCUCUAUUAGUACUGCUACUAUGUUAUGAUCCCUUUAUUGAACUUCAUUCACAUUAAAAGUCCUUGGAGCCAUCUCAUGGCACAGAUUCAAUUGAGAUUCUUACUCUGCAACUCCUUGUGGCCUUUCAUUUUGUUUCCGCCUUUCCGUAUUUGUCUUCUUUCUCUUGCAAAUUCUGGCUUCUGUGCUUCCUUCACAGUUGCCUUGCAAGCCUUUCUUUUUAGAUACAUAAGAUGCCAAGGACAAGGGCAAGAUCUGCAGCUGCUCGCAAGCCAGAUGUUCCUGAGAAGCAUGCUGAACCAGAAAAGCCUGUUGAAUCUGAGGAGCAAGUGGAAACUGAUGGAGAUAACAAUACUGAGGAGAUGGAGGAAGAGGUUGAGUAUGAAGAGGUAGAGGAGGAAGAGGAAGUGGAAGAGGUCGAGGAAGAGGAAGAGGAGGAGGAAGAGGUAGAAGAGGAGGUGGAGGAAGAUGAAGAGGAAGAAGAAGAUGAAGCUGAUGCAGAGAGAGGCGGAGAUAGUGAUGAGGAGAUGAAAGCAGUCAAUGCCGACGAGGAUGAGAUUAAGAAGCAUGCGGAGCUUCUUGCACUUCCCCCUCAUGGAUCAGAGGUAUAUCUUGGUGGUAUUCCUUAUGAUACUUCUGAAGAUGAUUUGAGGGGAUUUUGUGAAUCUGUUGGAGAAGUUACUGAGAUCAGGAUCAUGAAGGGAAAAGAUUCAAGUGAGAAUAAGGGUUAUGCUUUUGUAACCUUCAAAACAAAGGAAUUGGCCUCUAAGGCUAUGGAAAAGUUGAAUAAUGCUGAACUGAAGGGCAAAAAGAUAAAGUGUUCAACAUCUCAAGCAAAGCAUCGAUUGUUCAUUGGUAAUGUUCCUAGAAAUUGGGGAGAGGAAGAUAUGAAGAAGAUUGUAACCGAGAUUGGUCCCGGAGUUAAUGCUGUGGAAUUGUUGAAGGAUCCACAGAACUCCAGUCGUAAUCGUGGAUUUGCUUUCAUCGAGUAUUAUAAUCAUGCUUGUGCAGAAUAUUCAAGACAAAAGAUGUCAACCCCAAAAUUUAAGCUCGACAAUAAUGCACCAACUGUGAGCUGGGCUGACCCAAAAAAUCCGGAGUCAUCAGCUGCUUCUCAGGUUAAGGCUGUGUAUGUAAAGAAUUUACCAAAAGAUAUUACUCAAGACCAGUUAAGGAAGUUGUUUGAACAUCAUGGGAAGAUCACAAAGGUAGUUCUCCCACCUGCAAAAGCGGGGCAGGAAAACAGCAGAUUUGGGUUUGUUCACUUUGCAGAACGGUCUAGUGCCAUGAAGGCUCUUAAAAACACUGAAAAAUAUGAAAUUGAUGGUCAAGCUUUAGAGUGCUCUCUUGCAAAGCCACAAGCAGAUCAGAAAUCUUCUGGAGGACCAAACUCGCAGAAGUCGGCGUUACUCCCAAGCUACCCACCUCGUGCUGGUUAUGGAAUGGUUGGUGGUGCCUAUGGUGUUCUUGGUGCAGGAUAUAGUGCUUCAGGCGCCGGACAGUCUAUGAUAUAUGGUAGAGGGGCCACUCCUGCUGGCAUGGCAAUGAUGCCUAUGCUUUUGCCUGAUGGAAGAAUCGGAUAUGUCCUGCAACAACCUGGAGCGCAGUCCCACACCCCUCCACAGCACAGAGGUGAUAGGAGUGGUGGUGGAGGUGGCUUAAGCAGGGGAAGGCGUGGUAGUGAUGGCAGCCGGGGGAACAGCCGGUACAAUCCCUAUUAAUUUUUUUAAUAUUUGCUCUGGAAUGUGAUGACUGCAAACAAGGGAAUUUUCCUUCAUUAACUCCUUGCUACAAUGGUGAUGUAUACUGUUCUGCACACAUGCAGCAACGGCUUAUAUAUUGGAAAAUUGUUGAUGAAACAUACGCCUUCAUGGCUGUGUUGGUUAGUUUUAACUGUUAAAAAGUCUUUCAUUUUGACCCCCCAAAA
Malania oleifera is the source of this 2161-nucleotide messenger RNA. Its product is annotated as heterogeneous nuclear ribonucleoprotein Q. Gene Ontology annotation, molecular function: mRNA binding. Lineage: Eukaryota; Viridiplantae; Streptophyta; Magnoliopsida; Santalales; Ximeniaceae. The coding region runs from base 468 to 1955 and encodes 495 amino acids. The record is from RefSeq and is a predicted model, not a curated record. The transcript has 9 exons. Gene Ontology annotation, cellular component: nucleus.